AUGUCCCAAGACACUUUCCUCGAAUUCCUCGACAAACUAAACCGUGUCUCGGUUGCCUCACCACCAGUGCAAGUCCUUGGGCUGGCGAGGAGUCUAGUGUCUUUUGUCCCCCUCCAUACAGCCCAAAUAGUCGGUGGCGCGGUCAACGCCGCCGCAAAUCUAUCUACGUACGCCAUGAGCAAAGGUCAGACGGAGAUACUUCUCCGAAACGCGAACGAGACUCUUUUCGCUCCUCAUGGCCUGAAAGUGGGAGUGGCAAGGCUCGAUGCAGUGGCAAAAUUGACGGGAAUGCCAAUCCUGAAUGCUUCGGGUAAAGCGGAGAAGAACCUUAGCUUACUCGCACCAAUCGUGGAAACGGAAGGCUGCGAGGCAGAACCGGUCAGUGUGCAGCAGAGGCGGAUUGAGGUCAUGGUACCGUGGAUUCAACCUCUGGACGUCUCCCCACUGCCAGAAGUGAAUGCGCCAGAUAAUAUAUGGAGCAAGCUGCAUGCCAAGGCAAGCGAGAGGCAACGGGGUAAAGAGGAGAAGAAGUUGCUCAAAGAUCGAAAUAAGGCUCACGAAGACUACGACAAGGACUCAAAGAAAGCGCAAUAUGAACUUGACAAGAAGACACGUGAACUUUUCAAAGAAAGAAAGAAGAAAGGGAAGAAAUUGGACUCCGAACUGAGAAAGGUGGAGAAGGAAAGGCAUAAAGUGCGAAAAGAAUACGAGAAAGAGAUGAGGUCUGUUGAGAAAGAUAAGCGGAAAGACGACAAGGAGGAGGAGGGUAUAAGGAAGAUCCUCUGGGUUAUCAUACGGAAUCUGAACGAUGGUUACAAUAGUACUGCUCCUGAGCAUCAGCUGGAAUUUUGA
This is a messenger RNA of Diaporthe citri, 852 nucleotides long. RefSeq lists its product as uncharacterized. The transcript has a single exon. NCBI's taxonomy places the organism in Eukaryota, Fungi, Ascomycota, Sordariomycetes, Diaporthales, Diaporthaceae. The record is from RefSeq and is a predicted model, not a curated record. Bases 1 to 852 code for a protein of 283 amino acids.